UUAUAUACAGACAUAGGUAUAAUACAUUUCACAUAACUGUCAAUUUAUACAAAGCGUAUUGAGUUUACUCACUUUCUCCACAAUGUUUCCUUUUCUCCUUGCAAUAGAAAAAAAAAAAAAGAAGAAGAAGAAGAUGGGUUUUUUAAGUCCAAUAUUUGCUAUUUUCUUCUUUCUUGGAGUCAAAGUACAUUGCCAAUACGAAACUUAUCAGUGGGAUGAAGACUAUGACCAAGAGCCAGAUGAUGAUUAUCAAACAGGAUUCCCAUUUCGUCAAAAUGUAGACUACGGAGUUCCUUUUCAUCAGUAUACUUUAGGCUGUGUCAGUGAAUGCUUCUGUCCAACUAACUUUCCAUCAUCAAUGUACUGUGAUAAUCGCAAACUCAAGGCUAUCCCAAAUAUUCCGAUGCACAUUCAGCAACUCUACCUUCAGUUCAAUGAAAUUGAGGCCGUGACUGCAAAUUCAUUCAUCAAUGCAACUCAUCUUAAAGAAAUUAACCUCAGCUACAACAAAAUUAAAUCUCAAAAGAUUGAUUAUGGUGUGUUUGCUAAGCUUCCAAAUCUACUACAACUUCAUCUAGAGCAUAACAAUUUAGAAGAAUUUCCAUUUCCUCUUCCUAAAUCUCUGGAAAGACUCCUUCUUGGUUACAAUGAAAUCUCCAAACUGCAGACAAAUGCCAUGGAUGGGCUAGUAAACUUGACCAUGCUUGAUCUCUGUUAUAAUCAUCUUCAUGAUUCUCUGCUAAAAGAGAAAAUCUUUGCCAAAAUGGAAAAACUAAUGCAGCUCAACCUCUGCAAUAACAGAUUAGAAUCAAUGCCUCCUGGUUUGCCUUCUUCACUUAUGUAUCUGUCUUUAGAAAAUAAUUCCAUUUCUUCUAUACCCGAAAAAUACUUCGACAAACUUCCAAAACUUCAUGCUUUAAGACUGUCACACAACAAACUACAAGACAUCCCAUUUAAUAUUUUUAAUCUUCCCAACCUUGUAGAACUCAGUGUUGGACACAACAAAUUGAAGCAAGCAUUCUAUAUUCCAAGAAAUUUGGAACACCUAUACCUACAAAAUAAUGAAAUAGAAAAGAUGAAUCUUACAGUGAUGUGUCCUUCUAUUGACCCAUUGCAUCACCACCAUUUAACAUACAUUCGUGCGGACCAAAAUAAACUAAAGGAACCAAUAAGCUCAUACAUCUUCUUCUGCUUCCCUCAUAUACACACUAUUUAUUAUGGUGAACAAAGAAGCACUAAUGGUCAAACAAUACAACUAAAGACACAAGUUUUCAGGAGAUUUCAAGACGAUGAUGAUGAAAGUGAAGAUCACGAGAGCCCAGAACAAGAAGGAGCAGAAGGGCACUUUGACCUUCAUUAUUAUGUAAAUCAAGAAUAGCAAGAAACCAUAUAGGUAUACACUUAUGACUUCAUAGAACCUAUACUUAAUAUAGUAAAUCUAAGUAAACAUGUAUUACUCAAAGUAAUAUAUUUAGAAUUAUGUAUAAGAUCAGAAUUGAAUUUAAGGUGGUGACAUCUGCAUCAUUUCAUAGGAUUAGAACUUAUUCAAAAUAAUGUAAAUCUUUAAAAAUAUAAAUUAGAAUGACAAGUGAGAAUCAUAAAUGUUAAUGGUUUCUUACGCUUUUUUAAAAUACAGAAAUAUCAUGUUAAAAAAAGCGAGUGUAUCAUUUCUAUUAACAGUAAUUUUUCUAAAAAUGAGGAAGUAGCAUUAGCAGUAAAGACCCAGAGGUCAUGACCUUUUUGAUCACUCUGAGAACAAUAUUUGAAUGACAGGAGGGCAUAUUAAUGUAACAAGCAUUCAUUUAAGGAAUAGACCAUUUUCUUUGACCUCUUCUCUGGAAAAGCUUUCACACUGGUGUUUGGGAUCUCAUCAUUACGACAUCCAUCCCGCUAUCUCACCACACAAUGCAUAGAGUAAUAUUUUUGAUUUGUAAGAGGCCAUCCAGUUACUAAGGACCCAAGGCAUACAGAUUCACAAAAUUAACUGAUCUUUUUGCCUCAAAGUACCCAAACAACAAAAUUAUAAAGCUGUAUUUGGACAACUAAAAGACACCAAACUAUCUCACUGCAAUUGGUAUUUUAGCAAAUUUCAGCAACUAUCCAAAACAAUGUUAUUGUGUUCCAUUUUAACUGGGGUAAAUGUUUUUGUAAUAAAUACAACCAUAGAAAGGCUUCUUUGUUACAAAAUGAUUUGCAAAGAAAUAACUGCUUUGUUCACAAGAUUAAAUGUUGGCAAAAUAAAGUUCUAAUGAUAAUAUUAAA
Messenger RNA from Chlorocebus sabaeus (green monkey), 2262 nucleotides. It is a transcript of the gene OMD, whose product is annotated as osteomodulin. The record is from RefSeq and is a predicted model, not a curated record. NCBI's taxonomy places the organism in Eukaryota, Metazoa, Chordata, Mammalia, Primates, Cercopithecidae. Gene Ontology annotation, molecular function: protein binding.